AUGGAGCUGAAAGAGGAAUGGCAGGAUGAGGAGUUUCCCAGACCCCUCCCCGAGGAGACCAUUCCAGAGGAUGAUGUGGAUUUAAAAGAAGAGGACCUCUCGGGCCCCGCCAGCACCCUGGACCUGUGUGGGAAUCGCCACGUGAAGAGGCGCCUGUCGGCCCCGGAGAUCAGCUUCAACCUGGAGAACAGUCAGGAUUCCUCCUGCGAAAUCCGCAACCAGACCACCGACGAGGAUCUCGACUUUGACAUCGACGAUCUGGAGACGCCGACCAGCAGUGAGAUCUCGGAAUUUGCUAGUAUGAGCCACGAGUAUGAGUGGGAUGGUUUCCCUCCGACAGAUGACUUGCCGAAGGUGAAUGGAGCCCAGGAGCACCCCCCCACCGAGACCCUGGUGACCGACAUGGAGGACCACAGCGGGCGGAGGUGGCGGAUCUUCCUCAUGGGGCAGCACAAGGUGGACAUGACCGCUAUAGAACCGUACAGGAAGGUCGUCUCCCACGGAGGCUAUUCUGGUGACAGUUUGAACGCAAUCGUUGUUUUUGCGUCAUGUUACCUGCCGGAGAGCCGCGUUCCCGGAUACCAAUACAUCAUGGACAAUCUGUUCAGGUACAUCAUCGGGACGCUGGAUUUGAUGGUCGUUGAGGAUUACACGCUCAUCUACCUGAACGGAUGCACGCCGCGGAGCAAAGUCCCGCCCAUCGGUUGGAUCAAGCGCUGCUACCAGGCCACCGGGAGGCGGUUAAAGAAGAACCUGAAGUCGGUGUUGAUCGUUCACCCCACGUGGUACGUGAGAGCCCUGCUGGCCAUCGUCCGGCCCUUCAUCAGGUUAGCUCCUUUUUUUUGGUCCUUCAUCCACCCAUCUGUUAUGUCAUGUGACCGCACAGCCCGUGCAGGAGCACGGUCGGGGAGUGACACCAAAGCUGCACAUAGGAGCUUCAAGGAGAAGCUACCGAGAUACCGUUGGCUUUUCCUUCACCGCCUAGUAAAUCACUUGCUUGUCGGAAGCAUGCGGCCAGUGAAGUGUUGGGAAACCUGA
Staurois parvus is the source of this 1038-nucleotide messenger RNA. Lineage: Eukaryota; Metazoa; Chordata; Amphibia; Anura; Ranidae. The record is from the annotation of a GenBank genome assembly.